ACGCCAAAGAAAGUAACAUUUGUUCCUGUUGUUUGUCUAGCAACACCCGGACCAGCAGCAAACAGGCCAGCAGGGUUGUUUUCUCCCACACUACCAGCACCUACAACGUACCUAAACAGCCAGCCUCUUGCAACACGAGCCGAAUCAAAACUGCCCCCAAAGAGGACAAAAUAAUUGAAGCGAUGAUGGAUACUUCUAACAGAGAUAUCAAGGCGAUCGCCAGUCCUUGUCAAAUUUGCUGCGAUGUUAAGUCUCAAGUGCAUCAACAGAUCGAAGCAAUGCUCCCCUUCGAUACCAGACCUCCAAGAAAAACUAGCGCUUGCCAAGUGUGCAUAGAGCUGAAAAAACCAAAGCUUACCGAUAAGCAAAGUGCAGCUCAAGCUUCGAUUUCUACAAAAUCUACCAAGGUAAGUAAGAGUUCUUGUUGUAUAUGUUUGGAAAAGGGCAGCCAGCUAGGAUACAAUCCUUCUGACAAGCAAGUAGAGGCCCAAGCAAUUACUUCCAGUAGGGCUGUCAGUGGACAAUCUCUUCAUCCUGCCGAUAAGCAAAUCGAAGCUGUGGUCACCUCUUCCAGCAAAGCCACCAGAAUCACGAGGAGUACCUGCCGAGUGUGUUUAGACAAGAAAAAUGAAGUCGAAGCGAAGGAGAGAGAAAAACCGUUACACGCUAAUUUGGACAAUUGCUGGGUUAACCCUUUGUCAAGCAAGAAGCCCAAAGCUAGAGAUACUACUCCUUCACAAGAUGCUGCUCCUUUGACGAUGGGAAGCCAAAAUGCUGGUGAUGUUGUGCCUUGUAACCUCAACACUUGCCCAGAGAAGACCUCAAGUAUUUCGACUAGGUCUUGCACUCCCAACACUUGCCCAGAAUUCGCAGUCGGAGACGUGGAAGUUGCCCCUUGUAGAGAAGACACUUGUCCUGAUUUUCGUAACGAAUCGUCCAGGCGAAUACCUUGCUUGGACACUUGUCCAGAUUUCAGCAGUGGGAGUUCCAGAGAACUUCCUUGUAGAGAAGACACUUGUCCCGAUUUUGUUGGUAGUAGUUUCAAUCAGCUUCCAUGUAGGGAGGAUACCUGCCCAGAUUUCGUUGGAGCUAAGAGAGGCCCCUGCAGAGAUGACACUUGUCCUGUUGUUCUAUCAAUGUCCAGUCCUCUAACCCAGACUGAAAGUUAUGGAAAGAGGACGGAGAAAAGGAAGAGUAUGUGCAACAUAGGCACGUGUCCAUCUGCGAAAAGGGUUAGAUCCAGAUCGAACAUAAGAGACAUGGAUAACCAGUGUGCUUUUAUCGGAUCUCCAGUCAUCAACAGCUCGAUUUUCAAAGGUGUUGGCGACACCAAAAGCACCACGAUAGACUGCUGUUGCUGCACAGCUAAGAAAAAACCCCCACCAGACACGACCACCACGGAGAAGUGCAUCAAAUGCCACAUGCAAGAAUUGCUGGAACGCGAAAAAAACUACGACAGUGUUUUCAAGACCUUCCAGAACAUGGCGAGCCAACCGACAUACUGCUGCGCAGCAGCGGCUGAGAAGAAUCAUCCACAGGGCGAUGUCAAAAGAAUAACUGACGAACUGAGGCUGGAAAAUCAAAUUUUGAAAAGCGAACUGAUGGAGCUGAAGUACGAAAUGAAACAGUGUUUGGAGAAAGUUGAAGGUCCGAUGAAACAAAAGUUGCAGACGGAGAGGUGCAAGUACGCUCAGCUUCAGCAAGAACUGAACAAAACUUCCGAGAACAUGGCGGCCAGCCAGGACAGCUACAUGAGGGAGAUGAACGCGCUGAAGCUGCAGCUAUGCGUCGCUUGUUCCAACAUGACGGAUCUGAACGCCAUCAACAAUCGUCUGAAGGAGGAGAUGAAGUCGCUUGACUGCAUGUGCUCGAAGCUGGAGGAUGAUCUCUUGAAGCAGAAGCUCAACGAAGCUGAGACGAUAAGGAUGCUGGCCAAAAGAAGUCCGGGAUUCGGGGAGAGUUCAAAGACUUCAGCGACUUGCACCCCACGGCAAUCUCCAAAACCCCAAGAAAAUCAAUCGGAAACUUUCAAGUGCGACUCGAAUUUGCACGUCAUCGCCAGGAAGCUGAGCAAGACCUUGAAGGAGAUCGCUCCCUGCGAAGAGUGCUCCAAACUGCCAGAAUUAACAGGAGCCGCCAAGCUCAUCAAAGACUUGACCGACCUGGUGGAGAGCAGGAAGAUCCACAUGAGGUCGUUGGAGUCGAUUCCCAGCAAGAAGGACUGCUCGUGUCAAUCUCCGCCGCAGACUGAGAAUGAGUGGUGUCAGUGCAACAAUUUUCGAGACGUCGGGGCUGGAGGAUCUCCAGGAGAGGGGGGAGCUGCUAAAGAGAAAGGCGACGACUCAAAACCCACAGAAACAAUUUUUUCCGUUCCUCCAACUUUUGCUGAAAAAAACGAAAGCAGUCAUUUGAAUAUAAAACCCACUGCAACUAGCUCUGGUGGUUCUCCUGUUCUGGGAGAAGGUCAAGAAUCUAGGUACUACACAGCACUUGACCAACCAUGUCCUUUCGUAUGCGAUGAAAAAGGACCUUGCGCUUCUAUAAACCGUCCUUGUGCUAUAUAUAAAGCUGGAAUGCUCCCAGAUGAAGCAUCUAAAGUACCUGGGACAAAGACGAAAGCAACAGGUACUAUGCCUUGUCCAAAUAUUUGUGGAGACUCCGCACCAUGCAUUGUGAUCGGGAAACCUUGCGCAACUCCCAAAGAUGAAGUUGCCAAAUAUACAGGAGACGAUACUUACCCGAUUGAAAAUACCGCUCCUUGUGCGACUAUUGGAGUACCUUGCGCUCGCCCGAAAGGAAAAAUUGAAUCUGUUCUACCAGCCGGAAAAGUAACUAAAGACACCGGGAGCGAACCAUGUCCUCUGAUUUGUGAAGAUACCGCCCCAUGCGUAACUAUUGGAAAACCUUGCGUUCUUUCCAAAAUGAAAAUGGAGGUGGAACAACCACCUGUAAAAAUGACCAAAGACACAGCGAGCGAACCCUGUCCUCAGAUUUGCGAAGACAACGCCCCUUGUGCAGAUAUCGACAAACCAUGUGAACCUUUCAAAGAAAACAUUCAUUUGGAACAACCACCCGUGAAAAUAACCAAAGACACAGCAAGCGAACCAUGUCCUCAGAUCUGCGAAGAUAACGCCCCCUGUGUUGAUAUCGGAAAACCAUGUGGACCUUCCAAAGAAAAAGUCCAUCUGGAACAACCACCCGUAAAAGUAACCAAAGAUACAGCAAGCGAACCAUGCCCUCAGAUUUGCGAAGAUGACGCCCCCUGUGUAGAUAUCGGAAAACCAUGUGGACCUUCCAAAGAAAAAGUCCAUCUAGAACAACCACCCGUGAAAGUAACCAAAGAUACAGCAAGCGAACCCUGUCCUCAGAUUUGCAAAGACAACACCCCUCUUGCAGAGAUUGGACCUUCCAAAGAAAAAACCCAUCCAGAACAACCACCCGUAAAAUUAACCACAGACACGGGAAGCGAACCUUGUCCUCUGCUUUGUGAAGAUCCGGCUCCAUGUACGGUUAUCGGAAAACCUUGCGCGAUAUCAGAUACUCCUGACGACACAAUAAUGGAAAAGAAGGAAGAAGAACCCUCACCUUCUGAUGUGACAGCUGUUGCAGAACCUGAUGGCGAUACAACCCUGGAACCAAAGCAAUUCAUAGCUUCGGAGGAACCCUCCGCUGACCAAAAAAGCGCAGAAGAGACGCUGUCUUGUGGUAUGGUUUGUGGUGACACCGCUCCUUGUUUUUCCUUUGGUAAGCCUUGUCAAACACCUGUCAAAGCUGUAGAGGGAAAAGUUCUGGAAGAUGAAAAGAUUACUUCUCCAGCGGAGCUCUUGGAAGGAACCAAAAAAGAAUCUACGGCCUCACCAGAAGAAGCCGCGAAAUACAUAACUGGGAUUUUGAUGAAUACGAUUUCCCCGGGGAGUUUGAAAGAUGAACUAGUUGCUGCUACAGGUUCCGAAGACCUUGCGAAAGCAAGAGAAAAAGAAGUUGUGCCGUCAGAAGCUGCGAAAGACUCUGAAGAGCCGACAGUGGAUAAACCCCAAGCUGAAGAAGCAGAGGCGUCCGAUAUUGUUCAGGAGGACUUGGCUAAAAGUGAAAAAACUGUUGAAGAAAAUCUUUCAGAGGCCUCAAGACAUGACACUGAUAACACAAAAGAAACUGUUACUUCAGAAGAACCGGUAGAAGAAGUAUCAGAGACACCAAUCCAAGGAGGAGACAAACCAACCGAGCAGAAACACAACCAAAUCUUACUUGCUUCUGAUAAGGGCAGCAGUGCUGAUCCAGAAGAAGAGGUAGUAUUACAAGCAGUCGUCUUGGAUGUCUUGGAAACUCCCACAAAAGAUGAAACCAUCACGUCAGAAGACAAAGAGGAAAAACCAGACCUGAAACCGGAGAAUAUUUUUGAAGAAACAUUCGUCGGAGAUUUUCCGUUCGAAGUGGAAACCGGAGCCAUUUGUUUGGACGAACCUCCGUCAGGUCUUCAUGUCACAACGACAGUGACCACUUCCGGUAAUUUGGAAGUCAUCACCGAAGGUCCGGCUGGUCUUAUUGAAACUGCAUUGACUUACCAGGAAGACGGAACUAUAGAGGUGGUUACCCAAAUAACGGAAUUGUCAGGAGAUACCGAAGGAACUGCCACUAUGGAUGAAAUUGGGAAGACAGAAAUCGGAACAACCGAAGACAUACCAGUCGUUAUAAUCGAAGGUGAGAGAGUAAAGAAACGCUCUGGGAAAGAACCAAUAACACCUUCGCCGGAAGCCGUAGCUGAAUUCAGCGAGGCCAAACAAAAAAUGAUCAAGCUGAUGAAGGAGAAAGAUUCGAUAUUGACAGGUGACUCUGAACUUACCGGCUUAGAAUCGGUCAGCGACUACACUAAAGACACGACGGCGUUGAGCUCCAGCUGCACCUGCAAACCACAGAACAAUGUUUCUAGCACCCAACAGAUCUCUCAGGUUCCCACUUUCACGAAAUCCAGCGCUGCCGAGGUGCUCAACCAAACGUCAACGACUACCGACGAUCAGCCCCGAAUCGAAUCCGAAGUCGUCUCUCGAACGACAACGGGGAGCAUCCCCAUCAGUUCCCACGUAGUCGUUUCAGAAAACGGCGCGGCGAAACCCGCGGAAAAGACCGAGAUGACCGUCAGAACCAGCCCGAUCGACACCAAAGACGUUGGCACGGAUUUGAGGAAAACGGAAACGACUCGACAGCAAACCAGCAUAAUUGAAACGGUGGUACGGUCUACCGAGGCAGAGCCGAGAGUCUCCGAGGUCGCCACUCAAGACAAGAGCGAUUCUAGACACGGAGAAGAUGUGUCCAGCGGAAAGGAACUGCACGUUGAAAAAAAAUCGGUUGUUUUUUCAGAACAGCAGCCAGGAAGAGGAGAACCUGUUUCGCAACAGGAUGAGCCCGAGACAAAAACUCCCGACGACCGACCGAAAUCCGUCAAGAAGGCCGCCCCCCGUCAAAAGCGUGACUGCGCCUGUCAAUCAUCUACUUCUGCAGAACAAUCAUGUCAGUGCUGCGACUGUAAAGACGUCGGAGUAUCAACAUCGAAAGACAUCGAAACCAAUACCGAAACCAAGAUGACUGUUCAAAAAUUACCAGUGAAGAAGGCAAUGGAAGAGGGUGAACCCGCCAAUCCGUCGACCGAUAUAUUUGCUAGUGGUGAAGCCGCGCAGAGUUCUGGAGUGAGCGAUGUCGCAGAGGCCAGUGCUUUGGAUUCCGGAAAGACCCAAGGAACUACAGAUGAAUUGAGUAUCUUGAAUGAAGAGUCUCUGGAUUCAAAACAUAGCAAUAAUCAAGACAGGAGCAACGCUCAGAAGGAACAGAUAGUUGAGAGCGAAAGUUCACGAAAAACUAAUAGAGAAGAUGCCAUUGAACUAUCACAAACUACCCCUACUCGUCGCGAGACAUCCAGCGAACCUUCAGAAUCGUACAAAAGUGCCCGAGAACCGUUACCUACUAAUGCAGAUCGAGAUCCCAUUGAAGGAAAACAUUCUGUGGGGUCCAAAACAGAAGUCGAGAAAAAUAAAUCGAAACGUCCAGAGAAAACAGAAAAGAAACCGGAAAAACGCAAAAGUUCAUCAGAAGUACCAGAUUCCGUAUCGAAGUUGUCAGACAGAGAUAAUCCUCCCCCGAUCAGCAGCAGUUCGGGGGGGAAAAGGCAGAAGAAAAAGCGUUCCUCUAAACUGGACUACAGCGCGUGCGAUUGCGUCGGAGUGUGCCAGUGCGUCGUUUGUUCACCAGAAAUAAUGGCCAAGAGGAAGGCGGCCACCGGAACCGUUAAACCUCCGGACCCAGAGUCGGAGAAACUAUGCUGCUGUGUUUUUCCUUCGCAGAAAAAUCAAGCGAUUUACAUGCAGUCGGGCCACCAACCUGGGUGUCCGUGUUGCUCUCCUUUUAAAACUGAGGCAUUUCUGCGCAGCACCAACCUCGAUACAAACCGAGGUGCCGUACCCAAAAACAGAAAGCGCAUCAGUAUCGAAGACGUAUUUCUUCCGGCCACAAACUGUCCUCUAGAGCUCUACGAAGAACCUCCCAAAAAAUUUCCGCACCCACGCAGCUGUGAAUGCAUUGACUGCCUCUGCCUACCGAAAAUCCAGCAAUUGGCGCAGACUCGGGAAUUUCCCGUUAUUAGGGACGAAAAGCAGAUCUACCAGGUGUCGAUGAAGUGCGAGUGUAUAAACGCGAUCAAUGCCAAGAAAUUGGCCAUGGAACGGUCUCGGAUUCCAAUAGCGACCAACUCGAACGCUAGCCCGCCGAAAAUAAAGCUCCCGACCCCCACGGAAUGCACCUGCGAGGAGUGCAAGUGCUCCCCCUGCGGCGAUCAAGCGAAGAAAAAAAUUCCCGAAACUCCGGGUGUCACCGCGAGUAAACUAGCCCCAGGAGUCACCCCCAGCCAGCUGGCAAAGAUGUGCAGCUGUGGCGAGUGUGAGUGCAAAGUCUGUUUCAACAAACCCAAACCUGUGCCGGCCGAUGAGGUCCCGUCACAACUUCCCUGCGAUCAGCUGAAAGGGGCGAAGAGCGCCACGCCUGCGCCUUCGAGUAACAAAGUCAGAGUCAAAGGUUGUUGCUGCAAAGGUGAAUGCACGUGCGAAUCUUGUCCUGUUGACCAAGGUGACAAAGCGAAAGAUCCGGUUUCGGCUCAACAGUCUAAGAUGAGCAAGAAGGAAUCGGAAAAGCUGGUGAAGGCAUUGUCAUUGUCACGGCCUGAGGAUUGCGACUGCACAGAAUGCGUAUGCCCAAUGUCUAAAGGGCAGACCGAUAGGGCGCCUCAAGAAACACCGGCAUCUCCAGGAGAAGAGCCCCAUCCUGAUGAUUGUGAUUGUGAUAAGUGCGUGUGUCCCAAGUCAUCAUCAAAAAUGUCGAAAUCUCCUUCAAAAGUACCAACGAACAUUUCCAAUUUACCUGUGACCGCCUCAAAUGUGCCUACGACCGCAUCUAACAUACCUACGACCGCAUCUAACAUGCCUACGACCGCAUCUAACAUACCUACGACUGCAUCUAAAGUACCUACAAUCGCUUCUCAACUACCAGCGGCGGCUUCAAAAGUAAGCAAAAUCGAGAGCAAAUCUCAACCGCCCCCCGGAAAAAAACCCUCCGAUUGCGACUGCGUUACUUGCUUGUGUCCCGAACCAUCGAGCGCUCAAGGCGACCAACCAGAAGAAGAGUGCACGUGCGAAAAGUGUGAUUGCCCUGGAGCUGCCACCUUAAAACCCACUGAACAGAAACCGAUUUCGGCAAAGCCUUCCGAACAAAAACCUACACCGUUGCAGCCCAUUCCGGAGCACAGACCGCUCGCUGAGUGCGACUGUGAAGUGUGUGAAUGUUCGCCGUGCCAGGAUCCGAAGAAAAAGAAGACGCCGGCAACCGUGGCUAAGAGCGCGCCGGUCCCUUGUGAUUGUCCAGUAUGCGAAUGCCAACCGUGCGCGGAUCCGACUAAGAAUAAGCCUUUUGUUGUCGCCAAACAAAGCGCUAUUUGCAGCGAUAAACCUUUGAAAGAAAAAUCGAGCGUCCAAGCCCCGUCCCAUCCAAAGGGGUGCACGUGUGAUAUUUGUGAGUGUCCUGGCAAAGAUAAAGCUCUGGGAAAGGGAGACGAGAAACCGACCGAACCACUACCCACUGGCGAGUCGAAAACUCAGCCCCUCACAACUAGCGAUGAAAAACACCCAGACGAGUGCAUCUGCCAGGAAUGCCUUUGUUCGGAUGGAUUACCCACUCCGGAGCCCACCAAAGUCGGUCACCCGGAUAACUGCACCUGCACCGAGUGCCAAUGCCUGGACGAAGUCAUGGAGACGGCGAGCGACUUCAGCCAAGCGGUGUCCGCUAAACCGAGCGUAGGUACGAAAACGGAUAGCGGAACACAUGCACAGGAGUGUAUCUGCGCAGAAUGCAAGUGUCCCGAGGAGGUGGAUGCAGUUCAGGCAGCGGUUGAAGAAACAGUAGUGAACCAGCCGGUGUCGGAUCAGACGGACGGACCGACAGAACCUACAGGGCACGUGGAAGGCUGCUCGUGUUCAGUGUGCCAAUGCGUCGAUUGUUACGGCAAAAUUGAUAGAAUAUCACACGCUCUUGAAUGCAAGUGUGGCGACUGCAUUUGCGUGGAGUGCCCGAAGGUUAAACCAAGGGGAGACGCGAUGAGAGGUGUCCCUUCGAAAGCGUCCAAAUUCGGCGUUCCUCAAGCCAUUAGUUUCGUCGAAAAAGUGGAACAAAUGGAAAAAGUCACUAAAAAGAAAUGUAUUUGUGACGAUCCGACGAUAUGCGGAGUGUGUUAUUGGUCCAUAAAACCAAAAUACGAUUACGAUGAGUGUAAAUGCGGCGUUUGCUUGUGCGAGAAGUGCUCUUACAUCGAGACGGAGCCGGCUACUGCCCCCGAUCCUGAACCGAAAUCAGAAAAACCGGUAGCUACGCCUGAAACAGUGACGUCUGAGACUCCUCCAACACUGGCCGUUUUGGCACCGUGCCAUUGCAUCGAAUGCAACUGCGAUGUUUGUUCGAGAGAAAAGCCGAAGCAGGAGUUGAAACAUCCAGAUACGUGCACAUGUCUGGCAUGUAUCUGCAUCGACUGUUUCGACAAAGCAAAAGCUGGGGCUGGAAAUAAGACGGGAGUACCGGCAGCAGCAUCGUUUCCCGGGCCUGCCGGGGAGCACAACCCUAAUUGCAAAUGCGCCACCUGCAUAUGCUUGAAUUGUGGUAAAGAAGAAAUUCCAACAGUUCCGAACGGAAAUACUCAAAUUUGCAACUGUGGCGAUUGCGAGUGUGUUGUGUGUGGAUUCUUACAGAAGCCUCAACCCAACGAGGUUCCACCAGAACAAGUGCUCGGUGUACCCCAACCCAAUGCUGCAGAGCAGAAAUUAAUGGAUCCCCCACCGUUCGAAACGCCUAUCAGGAAACUUUGCGACUGCAGUACGUGUUCCUGCGUAAUUUGUUCAGAGAGAAGAGCAACCGAGAGUGAAGAACAACCAGCAAUCAAUAAUUCGAUUCACGACCGAAGUAAAGUAUCAGCCCCUGCAACUGCGGAAGCACCGCCUUUUGAAGUGCCCUUUAGAGCACCAUGUAUUUGCCAAAUUUGUACUUGCCCAAGUUGCAACAAGGAAGGUGGGCAACCACCCAUCAGCCAAGACGAACUUAUGCUAGUCCAGGGAGGAACAGUUCAACCACAGUCGACACCUUCUAUGGCGGUUAGUCAAAAGGAAUAUGUAUCGGCCCGUCCUUCUUCCGCGCCUGAUUCUGCUAGGCCAGUGUCGAGACUACACUGCGAAUGUCCAACAUGUUCGUGUGCAGCAAAAGCUCAGGAUUUCCAAGCUGGUAUUUUCUCACCUCUAGCUGAUAAACAAUCUCGAAUGUCCGCCAAGCAAUCAACAGAAGUACGCCGAGUGUCUUGCCCAACUUCUCACGCAUCCGGACAACCUUCCCAUGUAUCAUGUCACCCAUCAUGUCCGGGCUCACAUGUAUCAUGUCCACCUGCAGUUUCUGGGCAACCAUCUCAUAUCUCUGGACAACCAUCUCAUAUCUCUGGAAAACCAUCUCAUAUCUCUGGGCAACCAUCACAUAUUUCUGGAAAAGUUUCACACGUUUCUGGACAACCAUCACAUAUUUCUGGAAAAGCGUCACACGUUUCUGGACAACCUUCACAUAUUUCAGGAAAACAAUCAAAUAUAUCUGGAAGGCCUCAAGUAUCAGCCCAAACAUCCAAACAGAUUCAACCACAGGUGUCAGCUCAAACGUCUCGUAUAUCUGGAAAGCAAUCCCAGCCGAACAGAUCUUUACCGGUAGCUCAUUGUGAGUGUCCAUCUUGCCAGUGUCCUAAUACUCAUUUUUCGGCACCCCCCAUACCUCCAAAGUCGUCUCAAGUGUCUUGCCGGCCAUCUCAUGUAUCUGGAAAACAAUCUGCCCAGAUAUCAUUCGCUCCUUCAGUAUCAUCUCAAAAAGAAUCUACUCUAAUAGCUGUUCAGCCGUCUCACAUAUCUGGACAACAAUCUGCCCAAAUGGCCACACAAUCAUCUCACAUAUCAGGGCAACAAUCUAACCAUAUGCCUGCACAACGGUCACACAUAUCGGGUCAACAGUCCACCCAAAUUGCUGCUCAGCCAUCUCACGUAUCAGGUCAGCAAUCUGUCCAAAUGUCUACCCAACAAUCUCAUAUAUCAGGACAACAAUCUGUCCAAAUGCCUGCGCAACAAUCUCACAUAUCGGGUCAACAGUCUACCCAAAUUGCUGCUCAGCCAUCUCACGUAUCAGGACAACAAGGUUCCCAAAUGCCUGCCCAACGAUCUCACAUAUCUGGCCAAAUGGCUGCCCAAGCAUCCCACGUAUCUCAAAAGCAAUCCAAUGUUAUUUCUGGGCAAAUAGGAGACGUACCCCAGAUGCAAGUUCCCGAGUGUGAUUGUCCUACCUGCGUUUGCGCACCGUGUCCAGAUCAAGUUGUCCAGGCAAAAGUCAGCAAACUCCAGCAACAGACAGAGGUCGAUUCAGAACAACAUUCCACGAAUUGCACUUGUCCCACGUGCUGCGCUUGCGAAGCCAAAUUGGCAGAUAUCGAUCUGUCGCAAAUGAACGACGAAGCUCUAGAAAAGAAAAUAGAAAAAGAUCAAAAGGAAAAUUGCGAAUGUCGCGAGCAAAUCGAAGAAAUUCGCAAGGCGCUGACAAAAAUCAAGUGCGCUUGCACCGAAGCGGAACUCAAGGCCUUGAAGAGCAAGCCACUGGUGAAGCAAGCAUCCGCGUUCGGACAAACGAUGUCCGGUCUGAAGUUGGCGCUGACUAAUCUGCAGGAGAAGUGCAAAGCCAAGGAUAGAAUGAUCGACGCUAUGACGGGAGAGUUGAAGCAGCGGACCAGCAGCAAGACUUUUGACAAAGUUUUGAACAAAUCCAUCAGUGAUGCCCCGGACUACGACAAGGCAGACGAUGUCAAAUCGCUGGACCGAUCGCACGAGGUCAUUUCCACUAACGUCCUAUACACCGUAGAAGAAGAGGUGCCUGUCAAAAGCCAUUUCGACGAUAAAAUGUCGAGAGCUAUAGAAACGGAGAAGAAGAAAAAGAAAUCUUCGAAGACCUGCAAGUGCGGCAAGUCGCAUCGGACGAAAGACCCGCCGCACGUCGAUUUAAGCGGAUUCGAGAUCGUGGACAUAAGACGCAUCACAAAGGACAGUAUCAUAAUCAAAUGGAAACCGCCUCGAGGAAACAGCAUAACGGGUUACGACAUUUUUAUCAACGGAGUGAACAAGUCGAAGGUCAUGAGCGGCGGUAGGACGAGCGCUAUGAUUCAUUCUUUGGACCUGACUUCGACCAUUCAAGUAACUAUUUACGCUGUGACAAAAUGUGGGCGGUGUGAACCCCCGGCUAUUGCCAUUUAUGAAAUUAGGCCGUGAUCAGUCGUCACCAACAACUUUUGUAAUGCUUUGACAUGAUUGUUCUGCAAAUAAAAGGAUCCUUAAAAAUGUA
Leptinotarsa decemlineata (Colorado potato beetle) is the source of this 11934-nucleotide messenger RNA. RefSeq lists its product as uncharacterized. The record is from RefSeq and is a predicted model, not a curated record. Gene Ontology annotation, molecular function: protein binding. NCBI's taxonomy places the organism in Eukaryota, Metazoa, Arthropoda, Insecta, Coleoptera, Chrysomelidae.